This is a messenger RNA of Penicillium argentinense, 483 nucleotides long. RefSeq lists its product as uncharacterized. The transcript is spliced from 3 exons. Bases 1 to 483 code for a protein of 160 amino acids. Lineage: Eukaryota; Fungi; Ascomycota; Eurotiomycetes; Eurotiales; Aspergillaceae. The record is from RefSeq and is a predicted model, not a curated record.
AUGUCUAGCUCGGACAGCUGGACAGCCUCCCAGAGGUUCUACAGAGGGAGGGCCAAGGUUAGGUUAAACAAUCUAGAUGUUACUGGCGUCAGCGCCCGCACGACCAGAGAGGAACACAUCCAGGUUCUCGUGGAGAAAUUUCAGUCCGAAGGCUGCAUUCGCCUCAAUCCGGAUAACUUUAUCAAAGCUCUCGUUUGCGACAACAUUCUCCCUAACCGGGAUGAUAGCGAGAUUCAAACUCUCGACCUUCCAGAUGAUAUUAAGCUUACCGUUUUUCAUGGAAAACACCGUGUACUCGCCGCCGACAGAUUUCUCUGGGAUAAAUUGUGGAUAGCAGAUCUCUAUUCCGAAAGUCUUCCCCGGGAGUUCCAGGUUAUUAUUCGUGAAGAGCACCCAAACGCUCAGCCGUUCUGUGAUGGUGACAUCUACCAGAAUAUCCGCAUGUACCAGGAACUCGGAGAUGUGAAAUUAUUGAGUACCUAA